Molecule: messenger RNA, 495 nt
Organism: Cinara cedri
Lineage: Eukaryota; Metazoa; Arthropoda; Insecta; Hemiptera; Aphididae
Source: the annotation of a GenBank genome assembly
AUGAAUAAUAUACAAAAUCCACCUUCUGGAAUAGGAGUUGACUUAAUGCAAGAAGAGAGGUUAGUUUUUUAUUCAAAACAAGUAAGAUUAUGUUUAUUUAUUAUUUACAUCAGCAUUUGCAAUUCUAAUAAAUAAAAUAUACAAUGCUUCAAUUACUAAAAAUAUAUUAAAAAUUUNAAAACAAAAGUUAUUUCAAGUAUCAGAUCUGUGUGUUAUAUAUACUAUACAAUUUUCCCAUCAAGAAUACCUUAAAUGGUGCUAAAUAAAUUAAUAAAUAAUGUUUAUAAAUUUUGAUUUAUAAAAUUAAUAUUAACAAUUAUCAUUUAUUUAUUGUUGAUUGUAAUGACAUAAAGUGUAUUUUAAUUCUGUUUUUAGAUUCGUAAAUGUGAGUUUUAAAGCCAUUAGAGAUAUCUUGCAGUAUUUUAUGCCAGUCAUUAUGAAUAAUAUACAAAAUCCACCUUCUGGAAUAGGAGUUGACUUAAUGCAAGAAGAGAG